Molecule: messenger RNA, 630 nt
Organism: Pieris macdunnoughi
Lineage: Eukaryota; Metazoa; Arthropoda; Insecta; Lepidoptera; Pieridae
Source: the annotation of a GenBank genome assembly
AUGUUAGGACUUUUAGCUGUGUCUCUGUUGGGCGUGGCCACGUUUGACCUAUCGGAGUCGAGCGUCAAGCAACCAAUAAACGAGCCGGAAGUGGUUGUACAACUGAAGUACGACGGGGGAGAAUUGGACCGGAUAUACUUGACGCAGUUUCGCAAGGAUCAGAGAAUCCCGGCAGUUCCCGCGAGACCGACCGUGUGUGCGGAUCUGUGCCAUUCAGGACUCGGCGGCGAAGCAUGCGGAUCUGCCUGCAGCGAGCUGAUGCCGGUGGGGCUCAAGUAUGCCUUGAAGAGUGGAAACGUUAGCAGUGAGCAGUUCGGGGAACCCAGAGUUGCCGUUUGCCCUGUCCUUUGUGAGAAUCAGCUCGGGGAGCCACUUUGCGCGUGUUCGGACCUAAUGAAGCACCUAACAAACUGGACCAUGGUCUGCCAUGCAUUCUGUGACACCGACGCCUACACUCUUAAUGGGUGUCCGGCAUGUGAAAACACUUCAGCACUGCCACAGCCACUUCAAGUAAACACCGCUCUACAUGUGCGCUUGGACACUAGUGAAGGCUGGCAGGCCUGGUGCAACGUGCAAUGCCGUCAGGGACAGGGUGGCGCUGCUUGUAACUGCGACAGGACGCCGUUUUAA